Messenger RNA from Morone saxatilis (striped sea-bass), 776 nucleotides. It is a transcript of the gene oxt, whose product is annotated as oxytocin. The transcript has 4 exons. Lineage: Eukaryota; Metazoa; Chordata; Actinopteri; Moronidae. Gene Ontology annotation, cellular component: secretory granule; extracellular region. Gene Ontology annotation, molecular function: neurohypophyseal hormone activity. The coding region runs from base 79 to 546 and encodes 155 amino acids. The record is from RefSeq and is a predicted model, not a curated record.
AGAACAGAAGAAGCAUCUGGGAGCAUCUGAAAAGAACGCUUGAAGUCUAACUGUUCAUCAAGAAAUUAAGCAACAAAAAUGACUGGAGCUGCAGUGUCCAUGUGCCUACUUUUUCUCUUGUCUGUAUGUUCAGCGUGUUACAUCUCUAACUGUCCUAUCGGUGGGAAAAGGUCCAUCAUGGAUGCACCACAGCGCAAGUGCAUGUCGUGUGGCCCCGGAGACAGGGGCCGCUGCUUUGGCCCCAGUAUCUGCUGCGGGGAGGGCCUUGGUUGCCUGCUGGGCACCCCAGAAACAGCCCACUGUGUAGAGGAGAACUACCUGCUCACCCCCUGCCAGGCCGGAGGAAGACCCUGUGGAUCAGAGGGAGGACACUGCGCUGCUUCAGGACUCUGCUGUGAUGCAGAAAGCUGCGCCACAGACCAAUCCUGCCUCAUCGAGGAGGAAGGUGACGACCAAAUCAGCCAAUUCGAAGGCAGCGACCCUGGUGACAUCAUCCUCAGGCUCCUGCAUCUGGCUGGUCACACUUCUCAUCGAAUUCACCAAUGAGGUGCUCUUGAGACCAAGGUCUUGUGGGAAAGUCUUGAGCUGUAGAGAUUUAAUGGGACUUGUAGUUGUAGUUGUAUUUCUUUGUUUGUCAUUAUCACUCUGAUUUUGCUCUUUCCUCUGGAGUACUUCUGUAGAGUGCCUUUGUCAAUAUAUUUUUAUGUAUGAAAAUUAGGAUGAGUACUGACAGUGGUCAUCCAGAUAACUGCAUGUUGAAAUAAAGUUUUGAGAGA